Molecule: messenger RNA, 3734 nt
Organism: Cuscuta campestris
Lineage: Eukaryota; Viridiplantae; Streptophyta; Magnoliopsida; Solanales; Convolvulaceae
Source: the annotation of a GenBank genome assembly
AGAACUUCCCCUGCUCCGCCACACAAUUUCUCCACCAAUUUUCACAAUCCAAUUCUUCACCCAAUGCAAUGAUCCCUAGAGCAAGCUACUGCAUUUAGGAUAAAAAUCAUUUCUUUCUUUCUUUCAGGGGGACAAUGGCUGCGGAGCCUGAGAUUCAGAAAUCCCUAUCUCAGUCAAUGGCUUCCCAGUCCUCUGGGUCGACCAGCAGCGCCAGCAAUCGGGGCGAGCCGAUGAACAUAGUGGUGGCUCAGUACCCGGUGGAUGCCAAGCUGCAUGCGGUGUUCGAGCAGUCUGGGGAGUCGUUUGAUUACUCCAACUCCGUGAAGAGCGCGACGGGCUCCGUCCCGGAUGAGCAGAUCGUGGCCUACCUCUCGAGCAUCCAGAGGGGCGGCCAUAUACAGUCGUUUGGGUGCAUGAUUGCGGCGGCGGAGGAGGGGUUCGGGGUCAUCGCUUACAGCGCGAAUGCACGCAAGGUGCUCGGUGUAAUGCCCCACAGCGUGGAUCAGCUCGUGAUGGGUGCGGAUGUGAGGACCCUCUUCACGCCUUCCAGCGCUGUUCUCCUCCAACGCGCAUUUAGGGAGCAGGAGAUCACGUUGCUGAACCCAAUCUGGGUGCAGUCCAAGAACUCUGGUAAGUAUUUCUAUGCGAUUUUACACAGGGUUGAUGUUGGGAUUGUGAUUGACUUGGAGCCUGCCAAGGGCGAGGACCCUGCAGUGUCCCUGGCUGGGGCAGUGCAGUCCCAGAAACUCGCCGUGAUGGCCAUUUCCCGCUUCCAGUCGCUCCCCGGUGGGGAUAUUAAGCUUCUCUGCGAUACUGUGGUUGAGUCGGUGAGGGAGUUAACGGGUUAUGACCGUGUUAUGGUGUAUAAGUUUCAUGAAGAUGAGCAUGGGGAGGUUUUGUCUGAGAGCAAGAGACCGGAUUUGGAGCCUUUCAUUGGCCUACACUAUCCAGCCUCUGAUAUCCCUCAAGCAUCCAGAUUUCUGUUCAAGCAAAACAGGGUAAGGAUGAUCGUUGAUUGUCAUUCCUCUCCAGUCCCCAUCAUCCAAGACGAAGCUCUGCCGCAGCCAUUGUGUUUGGUUGGCUCAACUCUCCGAGCUCCACACGGAUGCCACGCGCAGUACAUGGCGAAUAUGGGAUCCACGGCCUCUUUGACACUCGCCGUGAUCAUAAACGGAAACGACGAGGAUGCUGUGGGAGGGAGGAAUUCAAUGAGGCUAUGGGGUUUGGUUGUGGGCCACCACACUACCCCUAGAUGCAUCUCGUUCCCCCUUCGUUCCGCCUGUGACUUCCUCAUGAAGGCCUUUGGGCUCCAACUGAAGAUGGAACUCCAAUUGGCAUCACAGGUUACCGAGAAGCAUGUGUUAAGGACACAAACACUUUUGUGUGACAUGCUCCUUAGGGGCUCCGCCGUGGAAAUUGUCACCCAAAGCCCAAAUAUUAAGGACCUUGUGAAAUGUGAUGGGGCCGCACUAUACUACCAUGGCAAAUACUACCCUUUAGGUGUGGCACCUACGGAAGACCAGAUAAAGGAUAUAUGUAAGUGGUUGUUGACUUUCCAUGGUGACUCAACCGGUUUGAGCACCGAUAGCUUGGCUGAUGCUGGGUAUCCUUAUGCAUCCUCACUGGGUGAUACAGUUUGUGGGAUGGCCGUUGCUUAUAUAACACCUAGAGACUUCUUGUUCUGGUUUCGGUCACGAACUGUGAAAGAGACUAAAUGGGGUGGUGCUGUUCAUAGUCCGCAAGAUAAAGAUGAUGGGCAAAGGAUGCACCCUCGAUCUUCAUUCAAGGUGUUUCUUGAUGUGGGUAAGAGGUGCAGUCUGCCAUGGGAGAAUGCAGAAAUGGAUGCGAUACACUCUUUGCAGCUUAUCCUACGUGAUUCUUUUAAGGAUGUCUCAGGAAACAAUCCUAAGGCCGUUGUGGAAUGGCAAGGGGCAGAUGAGCUUAGCUAUGUUGCUAGAGAGAUGGUUAGAUUGAUAGAAACUGCCACGGCUCCUAUAUUCUCUGUAGACACAGAGGGACGCAUAAAUGGAUGGAAUGCCAAAGUUGCUGAGUUGGUCGGGUUGUCAGUUGAGGAAGCAUUGGGAAUGUCAUUAGUUCGCCACAUUGUUCACAAGGAUUCACAAGAAACUACCGAGAAGCUCUUGUUUAAGGCUUUAAGAGGCGAGGAAGACAAGAACAUAGAGAUGAAGAUGAAAACAUUUGGCACUAACCGACGUACAAAGGCAGUUUUUCUGGUGGUCAAUGCUUGCUGUAGCAAAGACUACACACACAAAAUAGUUGGUGUCUGUUUUGUUGGUCAAGAUGUCACAGGACAUAAAAUAUUGGCUGACAAGUUUGUUCGCAUACAAAGCGAUUACCAGGCAAUUGUGCAUAGCCCCAACCCUCUGAUCCCUCCCAUAUUUGCUUCAGACAAGAAUGCUUUUUGCUCCGAGUGGAACACAGCCAUGGAAAAGCUUACAGGGUGGGGCAGAGAGGAGAUGAUAGGGAAAAUGUUAGUUGGUGAGCUUUUUGGAAGGUUCUGCAGACUCAAGGAUCCAGAUGCUAUGAUGAAAUUCAUGAUCGUAUUGCAUCAUGCCAUAGGAGGGAAAGACACGGAAAAUUUCCCUUUUUCCUUUUUUGACAGAAAUGGAAAAUAUGUCCAAACGCUGUUGACAGCAAAUAAGAGAGUGAGUUUGGACGGAAAAAUUAUCGGAGCAUUUUGUUUCUUGCAUAUUUCUAGUCCUGAAGUCCAGAGUCAAGGAGGAAGCAACGACCGGUCCUCUAAGAAAAAAGAGAUGGAUUAUAUAUGUCAAGAAAUUAUAAACCCGCUGAAUGGUAUACGCUUUACAAACUCGUUACUCAAGUCUACGAAUUUGACCCAACCUCAAAAGCAGUUCCUGGAGACUAGUGAUGCUUGUGAGAAACAGAUGUCAAAGAUUAUAAAGGACAAUGUUGGCCCCAAAAACAUUAAAGAUGGGUCACUGGAGCUGGAGGAAGAAGAAUUUUGUCUUGGGAGUGUCGUAGAUGCAGUUGUGAGCCAAGUAAUGGAAUUGAUAAAAGAAAGAGGUCUGCAACUUAUAGAUGACAUUCCCGAGAGAAUUAAGACACUGGCAGUCUAUGGCGAUCAAGUCAGAAUUCAACAGGUGCUGUCUGAGUUUUUGCUUAACAUGGUACACCAUACAUCGCCUCCCAAAGGAUGGGUACAAAUCAGUGUGCAGGCUAGUUUGAAGCAGAUUUCUGAUGGAGUGACUGUAGUUCAGAUUGAAAUCAGGUGUGUUUGGCUCUAACUUCAUCCAUCUUCGUCCUUGUAUGACUUUAUAUUGAGUAAACUGCAACAUCUUCUGCCACGACUUUUCUGUUCAGAAACCGUGUGAGUGCGCUUCCUGUGUCUCCCUUUCCCAAAAAAAGGCUUGCCUGCCCAGGUGAAGGCCUGCCUGCAGAAUUGGUCCGCGAGAUGUUCCAUACCAAUCAAUGGGUGACUUCAGAAGGAUUGGGAUUGAGGAGGUGCAGGAAAAUACUGAAGCUAAUGAAUGGGGAAAUUCAAUAUGUAACAGAAUCAGAAAAAUGUUGUUUCAUCAUCACCCUCGAGCUGCCAACGUCCAAACGAGGCACUAGAAAGCGUUUUAUAGUUCUGUAGCAGCGGUGAGAAGGAUAUUCUCCUCGCGCCAACGUUAUUUAAUCAGCAUUUUUCUCUGUACUAAAUUAGCUCUUUGAUUCAUUUUCAAAAAAAAAAAGGUAGCUGUUUGUUUUUUUUU